CGGUUGGGAUCGACAAGGAAGCGACUCAGCGCGAGGGAGGGUUUCCGAGUGCGGCUGCUUUCUUGGUCUACGACGGCGAGAGCGGAGCAGCAGGACGGAGCGAGAGGGCAAUGGGGGGCGGCGCCGCUGAAACCACUGGCGGUAGUGGCGGAGGAGGAGGGGGUUUUAAGGCUCGGCUGGAGCACUACUUAUAUAGCGGCGACAAGAAGCACGUCUUCGCUGGCAUCGCCGUCAUCUCGGCUGUCUUCGCCGUCCCUUGGUUCCUUAUGAAUCGAGGGACAAGGCAUCAGUCCCAUCAAGAUUAUAUGGAGAAGGCUAAUGAAGCACGGAGUGAGCGGCUUUCUUCCGGUCAGCCAACUAUCAAGUAACCUGUUCACACGGGUGACAUAUCAUCGUUACUGCCUCUUUUUUACUUCGUCAUCAGACUGCAUGCAUGCGUAAUCAAAUCUUAGGUAGGGUAGGGGUUGUGGAUCAAACUCUGCAUUGGCGGUAUGAAUCCGUACCUGAUUCAGGAUGGAUGGAUGCUGACAAAAACAAACAUAAAACUUUCGGUACGUAAAUUAAUUUUCCAAGUACUCGAAAUUGGUACGAUGUGCUGUUUUUUGAUCAGGAAAGUGGCAUUUUUAAUCAA
Molecule: messenger RNA, 631 nt
Organism: Musa acuminata subsp. malaccensis (wild Malaysian banana)
Lineage: Eukaryota; Viridiplantae; Streptophyta; Magnoliopsida; Zingiberales; Musaceae
Source: RefSeq, a predicted model, not a curated record